This is a messenger RNA of Salvelinus namaycush (lake trout), 6245 nucleotides long. RefSeq names its product mucin-2-like. Lineage: Eukaryota; Metazoa; Chordata; Actinopteri; Salmoniformes; Salmonidae. The record is from RefSeq and is a predicted model, not a curated record. The transcript has 2 exons. Bases 114 to 5501 code for a protein of 1795 amino acids.
GUUGUCAUACCAACCAAAGUGGCUGGUUGACCCUAUUAUUGACUCGUGUGUGCUUUUCUGUCCAGGACACUAUCAGGCAGCUGGAGAAUGAGCUGACCAAUGCUAAACUAGACAUGUCUGGCUACCUGAGGGAGUACAAGGACCUGCUGAAUGUCAAAAUGGCUGUGGAUGUGGAGAUUCUCUCUUACAGGAAACUCCUGGAGGGUGAGGAGUCCCGUCUGUACACCAUCUCUGACACCCACAUCUCCAUGCCCUGCAUCUACCGCCAGUCCCCCGUCUACACCCUGCCUUGCCUGGCCCGGCAGGGAGGGCCCACACGCAGGUCUGAGCCCCAGUACAAGUUUGUUGAGGAGAUCAUCACUGAGACCACCAGAGACAUGGAGAUGUCCGAGAUCGAGGAGACAGGCUCCGAGGAGACGGUCGGGGGAGAGGGUGACGAGUUGAGACAGAAGCAGGGAGAAGAGAGUUACAAAGCUGAGAGGAGGAGUGGGGAAGAGGUGGAUGAGCAGAAAGAGAAAGAUAGAGGUAAAGUGGAUGUUGAAGUGGAUGCCCCGGAGGAAGAGGGUGAACAGGAGGAAGAGUCUAAGAGACAGCAGAUGGUAACAUCAGCAGAGGUCGAGGUAAAUGGAGAUGGAGUUAGCCCUAGCGAGGGAGAAAAUGGAGAGGAGGGAGAGGAUGAAAGAGAGGGGAGAAAGGGGGGUGAGCCAGAUGCAAUCAAAAAGACAGAGGACAUUGACAGAGGUGAAAAUACACAAAGUGAAGUCAACUCAGCUGAGGCCACCAGUGAGGGAGAGAAGGAAAAACUGGACACAACAGAGAAGCUAGACAGCGAGAUAAAGGAGACAUUAGAAAAAGAUGACACCCCAAAACAUGGCGAAUCCCAACCAGAGAUUCCCAUGAAUGGUGACGUCUCAACAGAACCCAAAACUUCAGAGUCAGAGGAUAGCAAAACAGGAAGUUCAAUAAAGGGUGAACCACAGGUCCCCACAGAGGACAUCUCCAAAGAACCCAAAAAGGUGUCAGAGGAGAGAAAAAAAGAAAGCCCUUUAAAAGAGAAAAAAGAGGUAGAUCUGAAAGAGGAGAGUGCCCCAACAGAGCAACAUCAAGACAGCCCAAAAGAAAGUCCCAUCAAAGAGAGAAAACAUUUAUAUCUGACAGAGCAGAGUGCCCCUACACUGGAGCAGAAACCUGAUCAGAAGGAGCACAGAGAGUCAGACCAACCUCAAGAGGCAGAGAGUGCUGUGACAACACAAGAAGAGGAUCUCCCUGAGCCCACAGAGAAGGACAUGGAAUCCCCUGAUAUCACUGCAGAGCUGAAGAGCAGUCCAACCAAGGAGACAGUGGAGCAGGUGAAGUCACCAGAUGAUUCUAGUGUAGAAAUGACACAAGAUGAGAAAACAGUAGGAGGUAAAAUGCCAGACAGAAUUAUCAGCACAACAAGUGAGUGUAAGGAAGAGCCUGUGCAAAAGACUCUUAAAAAGGAGGUGGGUCCGACAGAGCCAGAAGUUAGCAGCAAGGAUGAUAUUGUAAAAAGUUUUGUGCAGAAUGAACAUAAUGGCAGUGAAAAGGUCACAAAAGAUGUCUCAAUGGGUGAGGAAAAAGGGAAAGAAUCUAAGACAUCCCCUAAACCAGACCCCACUGUGACCCCUAAAGAGGAAACAUACCCUAAACCGGACCACACUGUGACCCCGAAAGAAGAAACAUCCCCUAAACCGGACUCCACUGUGACCCCCAAAGAAGAAACAUCCCCUAAACCAGACCCCACUGUGACCCCUAAAGAAGAAACAUCCCCUAAACCGUACCCCACUGUGACCCCUAAAGAGGAAACAUACCCUAAACCGGACCCCACUGUGACCCCGAAAGAAGAAACAUCCCCUAAACCGGACCCCACUGUGACCCCCAAAGAAGAAACAUCCCCUAAACCAGACCCCACUGUGACCCCUAAAGAAGAAACAUCCCCUAAACCGUACCCCACUGUCACCCCUAAAGAAGAGACAUCCCCUAAACCGGACCCCACUGUGACCUCGAAAGAAGAAACAUCCCCUAAACCGGACCCCACUGUGACCCCCAAAGAAGAAACAUCCCCUAAACCAGACCCCACUGUGACCCCUAAAGAAGAAACAUCCCCUAAACCGUACCCCACUGUCACCCCUAAAGAAGAGACAUCCCCUAAACCGUACCCCACUGUGACCCCUAAAGAGGAGACAUCCCCUAAACCGUACCCCACUGUCACCCCUAAAGAAGAGACAUCCCCUAAACCGGACCCCACUGUGACCUCGAAAGAAGAAACAUCCCCUAAACCGGACCCCACUGUGACCCCCAAAGAAGAAACAUCCCCUAAACCAGACCCCACUGUGACCCCUAAAGAAGAAACAUCCCCUAAACCGUACCCCACUGUCACCCCUAAAGAAGAGACAUCCCCUAAACCGGACCCCACUGUGACCUCGAAAGAAGAAACAUCCCCUAAACCGGACCCCACUGUGACCCCCAAAGAAGAAACAUCCCCUAAACCAGACCCCACUGUGACCCCUAAAGAAGAAACAUCCCCUAAACCGUACCCCACUGUCACCCCUAAAGAAGAGACAUCCCCUAAACCGUACCCCACUGUGACCCCCAAAGAAGAAACAACCCCUAAACCAGACCCCACUGUGACCCCUAAAGAAGAAACAUCCCCUAAACCGUACCCCACUGUCACCCCUAAAGAAGAGACAUCCCCUAAACCGUACCCCACUGUGACCCCCAAAGAAGAAACAUCCCCUAAACCAGACCCCACUGUGACCCCUAAAGAAGAAACAUCCCCUAAACCGUACCCCACUGUCACCCCUAAAGAAGAGACAUCCCCUAAACCGGACCCCACUGUGACCUCGAAAGAAGAAACAUCCCCUAAACCGGACCCCACUGUGACCCCCAAAGAAGAAACAUCCCCUAAACCAGACCCCACUGUGACCCCUAAAGAAGAAACAUCCCCUAAACCGUACCCCACUGUCACCCCUAAAGAAGAAACAUCCCCUAAACCGUACCCCACUGUCACCCCUAAAGAAGAGACAUCCCCUAAACCAGACCCCACUGUGACCCCCAAAGAAGAAACAACCCCGCAUCCAGAGCCAACUGUCACUCCUAAAGAGGAGACAUCCCCAAUACCGGACCAAUCUGUCACCCCUAAAGAAGAAACAUCCCCUAAACCGGACCCCACUGUGACCCCUAAAGAGGAAAUAUCUCCACAACAGGAGCCAACCGUAACCCCUAAAGAAGAGACAUCCCCUAAACCGUACCCCACUGUAACCCCUAAAGAAGAAACAUCCCCUAAACCAGACCCCACUGUGACCCCUAAAGAAGAGACAUCCCCUAAACCAGACCCCACUGUGACCCCUAAAGAAGAAACAUCCCCUAAACCGGACCCCACCGUGACCCCUAAAGAGGAGACAUCCCCAAUACCGGACCAAUCUGUCACCCCUAAAGAAGAGACAUCCCCUAAACCGGACCCCACCGUGACCCCUAAAGAGGAGACAUCCCCAAUACCGGACCAAUCUGUCACCCCUAAAGAAGAAACAUCCCCUAAACCGUACCCCACUGUUGCCCCUAAAGAGGAGACAUCCCCUAAACAGGGACCAGCAGUCACCCCUAAAGAAAAAACAACCACAAAACCAGAUCAAACUGUCACCGCUAAAGAGGAGACAUCCCCACAACAGGAGCCAACCGUCACCCCUAAAGAGGAGACAUCCCCUAAACUGGACCCCACUGUCACCCCUAAAGAGGAGACAUCUCCUAAACCGGACCCCACUGUGACCCCUAAAGAGGAAACAUACCCUAAACCGGACCCCACUGUGACCCGGAAAGAAGAAACAUCCCCUAAACCGGACUCCACUGUGACCCCCAAAGAAGAAACAAUCCCGCAUCCAGAGCCAACUGUCACUCCUAAAGAGGAGACAUCCCCAAUACCGGACCAAUCUGUCACCCCUAAAGAAGAAACAUCCCCUAAACCGGACCCCACCGUGACCCCUAAAGAGGAAAUAUCCCCACAACAGGAGCCAACUGUAACCUCUAAAGAGGAGACAUCCCUUAAACCGUACCCCACUGUGACCCCUAAAGAAGAAACAUCCCCUAAACCAGACCCCACCGUGACCCCUAAAGAGGAGACAUCCCCAAUACCGGACCAAUCUGUCACCCCUAAAGAAGAGACAUCCCCUAAACCGGACCCCACCGUGAACCCUAAAGAGGAGACAUCCCCAAUACCGGACCAAUCUGUCACCCCUAGAAAGGAAAUAUCCCCACAACAGGAGCCAACCGUAACCUCUAAAGAAGAGACGUCCCCAAUACCGGACCAAACUAUCACCCCUAAAGAAGAAACAUCCCCAAAACCAGAACUAGCAGUCACCACUAAAGUAGAAACUUCCCCAAAACCAGAAACAGUAGUCAUCCCAAAAGUAGAAACUUCCCCAAAACCAGAACUAGCAGUCACGACUAAAGUAGAAACUUCCCCAAAACCAGAACUAGCAGUCACCACUACAGUAGAAACUUCCCCAAAACCAGAACCAGCAGUCACCCCUAAAGAUGAAACAUCCCCUAAACCAGAACCAGCAGUCACCAGUAAAGAGGAAAUAUCCCCACAACAGGAGCCAACCGUAACCCCUAAAGAGGAGGCAUCCCUUAAACCGUACCCCACUGUCACCCCUAAAGAGGAAAUAUCUCCACAACAGGAGCCAACUGUCACCCCUAAAGAAGAAACAUCCCCUAAACCGUACCCCACUGUUGCCCCUAAAGAGGAGACAUCCCCUAAACCAGAACUAGCAGUCACCACUAAAGAAGAAACUUCCCCAGAACCAGCAGUCACCCCUAAAUUUGAAACUUCCCCAAAACCAAACCCAACCAUCACCCCUAAAGAGGAAAUAUCCCCUAAACCAGACUCAACCCUCACCCCAGAAUCAACGACCACCCCUAAACCAUACUCAACCCUCACCCCAGAAUCAACGACCACCCCUAAACCAGACUCAACCCUCACCCCAGAAUCAACGACCACCCCUAAACCAGAAUCAACCCUCACCCCAGAAUCAACGACGACCCCUAAACCAGACUCAACCCUCACCCCAGAAUCAACGACCACCCCUAAACCAUACUCAACCCUCACCCCAGAAUCAAUGACCACCCCUACGGAAGAGAGUGAAACGACGGGCAGUGGUGACAAAGCUAAGACAAUCACACCACCAGAGAAACAGAUGCCUGCAGUUGCAGAGAGCAAGGACUCCCACAGGGAGGUGCCAGAAAGCAACACAACUCAGGAGAAACAAGAGGAAAGUAUGGACAAAGAUUUUGAGAAAGUUACAGAUCCCAAAGAUGGAACCCCAAAGACAGAGAGUGUGAAAACCAAGGCCUCUGAGUUAAAAUCUGAACAAGUUGAGAUAUCUAUUACAAAUACAUUACCAGUGAAAGAACAGGAUGUAUCAGCCGUGGGUUUGAAAGAUCAGACAGUUGAUGAGAAGAUAACAGAACAAGAUACAUUUUAAAUAGACGAGAACUGCUUUACAGGAGGUGAUGGAGAGAGCAAAGAUGACAAAACUGCGAACAGGACAAGCUGCUGAGCCAAUCGCAGAGAAGCAGGCUAAACCUAAAACUUGAGACUUAACCUCUUUUUGGAAUGACUAGAUUUAGAGGUCAGUAGAGGUUUUCUGUAAAACUGCAUGGUUAGUGCAAGCCUUUAAAGCAAUAUGAGAACUGCUCCCCCUUAAAAUAUUAACUGACGCUUAAUAUGUAAAGUAUCAUGGUUCGUGACUGUCAAUUAUGACCAGGGCCGCAACUUUCACUGGGGACGGGGACGGGGGGACGGGGGGACAUGUCCCCCUCCCACAUUCUGAAAUUGUAUUUAUAUCCCCCCCAGUUUUAUCAUUGGAAUGUGUUACAAAACGAGGCAUAGGUGUGCUUUUGGACAAUGUGGAUGCCUCCGAGUGGUCGGGUAGGCUGUUUGGAGUGUUUAUCCGACUGGAUAUUUUCAUUUAUUUACAAUAAUAAUAACAUCCCCCCCCACUUCUAAAAUCAAAGUUGCGCCUCUGAUUAUGAGGCACAAUUAAUGAACUCCUGCAAGAGAGACGUACUGUAAUAUUGAAUGUAACAAACCAAAAGCUGUAUUUUGCUGUAUAUAUUUACUUCUGACCAAUGGAUGAUAAUGUGCAUAGGGAUGAUAAUGAGAAUGGUUGAUAAUGUGAUUUGAUCAUGCCUGAAUGCGCUGAGCAAUAAAUGCUAUUUGAAGAGCA